CAGCAGUUAGUGUGCGUGAACGCCGAGCAGUCGAGUGACAAACAGGAUUUGAUUGUGGCUGAGGACUGAGUUUACCGUUGUAACUGUUAUAUAAUUUCGCUUUCGUCGGGUGUCCCCUCUCUUCCGUUGAGUACCAGCCGUUCACGUCGGAAUGGCCGAACCGAGCGCCCGAUACCAGCAGCUGCCCAAUGAGGAGGACCCAGAAGAGAGUCCACAGGUAGCAGCUGACGCUCCACCUCCGUACAGCAGCAUCGCAGUGGACAAUGCUGCCUACUUUGACUACAAAGAAGACGGGGCUUUCCCCAAGCCUCCAUCAUACAACGUAGCGACCACGCUACCUUCCUAUGAUGAAGCAGAAAGAACCAAGGCCGAGACUACUGUUCCCCUGGUAACUGGAAGAGAUGAAGACUUUGUGACCAGAGACGACUUCGAGGAUGCUGAUCAGCUGAGGAUAGGAAAUGACGGCAUCUUUAUGCUCACUUUUUUCAUGGCAUUCCUGUUCAACUGGAUCGGUUUCUUCCUGUCCUUCUGUCUGACCACCUCAGCAGCCGGCCGCUAUGGGGCAAUCUCAGGUUUUGGCCUCUCCCUCAUCAAAUGGAUCCUCAUAGUCAGGUUCUCCACAUACUUCCCUGGUUACUUUGAUGGACAGUACUGGCUGUGGUGGGUGUUCCUGGUGCUGGGAUUCUUGCUCUUCCUUCGAGGAUUCAUCAACUAUGCCAGAAUCCGCAAGAUGGCCGACACCUUGUCCACCCUGCCCCGCACCCGGGUCCUCUUCAUCUAUUAAGCUCAAAAUCCAUCAGUUACCAUCAUCACUUUUUCCUCCUUUUUAAUGAGAUAUGCAGUCUGGCUUCAUCCAAUCAAAAAGGGAGGAAGAAACUUUUUUUUUUUCCUCUGCUCCACAUGAUUUGGACAAUAUGAUAAUUGUCCCCUCUUGGUCUAAACUAGUGAAUGCUGAAAAUCUGUAAAACCCUUCAGUUGUUAGUGGUGAACUGUCAUAUGCUAUUUGCAAUUAUGAAGUGUGUGAUGUAUAAAUUAAUGCCUUAUUUACUGUUUUACUAUCUGUUGGUAGCAGCAGCAGCAGCAGCAGCAGCAUACACUGUUCCCCUGUGUAGACACCAGGGGGCAGUCUUGUUUGUGUUAUUCCUUUCACCAGUCUUCGAUCUGAUGAAGUCAUUUGUAUAGAGGUGCUUCUCAGCCCAGGGGUCAGUGGGUAAUUUUGGGAUUGUGGGUUGAUUUAUGCAGUGUGAAAUAAUAUAUUUCAAGUACCAAUUUAAUGUGUUUUUAACCCUUCUGACCAAGCAUUAUGUCCCUUGUGAAAACGUAUAGAAAUCAUGUAAUACAAGACUGAAAAGGGAAAAUUACUAGCUUUUUUUUUGGGUUUGAGUUUCUGAGAAGGUUGAGGACCAUAUGAAUAGAAGAUCAGGGGCCUGGUUUCCCCUAAAGCAUUUCCCCCCCCCACAUGCAUUCAUGAAUUGUCUAUGCUUACACACACUGUAAUCAGUAAUACCUUUACUAAUAUAUAUGAUACAUGUAUGUCAGUAGAGAGCUAUAGCUGCAAUGUGAUUUCCAGGGCAGGCCAGAGCAGAGCUUCUUGGGCAGGUUGGGAAUCACUGCUUUGCUCAAGAGCACAAUGACAGAUGGAAUAAGCUGAAAGUCUCUCACUGGAUUCAGAUGUGCAAUUGGACGGUUGUGGUUAAAUUAAUGACUCUGAUGCCCUAUCUCAGUCAUUGGCAUCCCAUUGGUUUCCAAAGAGGAAGAAAUUGUAUUGUCAGAUGUGAUUUGGAAACCCUGCCCUGUAAAGAAUUAAUGAAGUAAUAUAUUAAUACAAAGCAGACCCCCCCCCCCCCCCCCCCCCCUUUUUUUUUACGUUACAAUGAAAUAUUAAAAGUGUCAUUCUUUUUAUGUUUAACCUCAUUCUAGUGGAAGUGGAAUGAUUGUUUUAAGUAUCUGGCUUGGAAACUGUUUGGAAUUAAAGUGGAAAAAGUACA
Messenger RNA from Morone saxatilis (striped sea-bass), 1988 nucleotides. RefSeq names its product NEDD4 family-interacting protein 1-like. Gene Ontology annotation, biological process: positive regulation of protein ubiquitination; ubiquitin-dependent protein catabolic process; metal ion transport. The record is from RefSeq and is a predicted model, not a curated record. Gene Ontology annotation, cellular component: perinuclear region of cytoplasm; endoplasmic reticulum; Golgi apparatus. The coding region runs from base 152 to 784 and encodes 210 amino acids. Lineage: Eukaryota; Metazoa; Chordata; Actinopteri; Moronidae. Gene Ontology annotation, molecular function: WW domain binding. The transcript has 7 exons.